Pyricularia grisea is the source of this 213-nucleotide messenger RNA. RefSeq lists its product as uncharacterized. The transcript is spliced from 2 exons. NCBI's taxonomy places the organism in Eukaryota, Fungi, Ascomycota, Sordariomycetes, Magnaporthales, Pyriculariaceae. The record is from RefSeq and is a predicted model, not a curated record. The coding region runs from base 1 to 213 and encodes 70 amino acids.
AUGCACUUGCUACUUCGAUACGGUGCCAGUUCAGAUGUCUUUUUCUCGUCCAAGCCGCUGGACCCCCUGUUCGGCGAUGGUCAGGAUCCAUCAGACAUUCCUGAGAGGUCAGACGUAUACACAGAGCACAACGAGGACGCAGUUCUGCGUGGCAGGGAGAAAUUGAAGUUUGGCAUCCCGGUCCUGGUCGGAUCGGUUGGUUUAGAAGUAUAA